AUGUCUGGCUUCCUUGAGAAUGCCUACAGCCUGGUCCAUCAGGACAAUGCGGCCGACGUGCCCUCGGUCCCCGACCUGCGCACCCAGCUGGAGAAGGGUACCGACGACACCAAGGUCGAAACCAUGAAGCGCAUCUUGACCAUCAUGCUCAAUGGCGAUCCGAUGCCUACCCUGCUCAUGCACAUCAUUCGAUUCGUCAUGCCCUCCAAACACAAGGCUCUCAAAAAGCUCCUAUACUUCUACUACGAGAUCUGCCCCAAGCUCGACUCCAGCGGCAAGUUGAAGCAGGAGAUGAUCUUGGUCUGCAAUGGCAUCCGGAACGAUCUUCAACAUGCCAAUGAGUACAUUCGAGGAAAUACGUUGAGGUUCCUCUGCAAACUACGCGAGCCAGAGCUGAUUGAGCCACUUCUAUCCUCGGCGCGUUCGUGUCUUGAGCACCGGCACGCAUACGUUCGAAAGAACGCUGUUUUUGCCGUGUCGUCAAUCUACUCUCACUCACCGUCCCUCAUCCCCGAUGCGGCCGAACUCAUCUCCAACUUUCUCGAUGGAGAAACUGAUGCUACAUGCAAAAGAAAUGCGUUCGCAGCACUGGCCAGCAUCAACCACGAUGCCGCGCUUUCAUAUCUGAGCUCCGUCUUCGAGGGCAUCACAAACGCCGAGGAACUGCUGCAGCUAGUAGAGCUCGAGUUCAUCCGCAAGGAUGCGGUCCAAAACUCGCAAAACAAGGCCCGCUACUUGAGAUUAAUCUUCGACUUGUUGGAUGCUGGGGCGUCAACCGUGGUCUACGAAGCCGCCUCAUCCCUGACUGCCCUUACCAAUAACCCAGUCGCCGUCAAGGCUGCCGCCGCGAAGUUUAUCGAGCUGAGCAUCAAAGAGGCAGACAACAAUGUCAAGCUUAUCGUGCUUGACCGCGUCGACCAGCUGCGCAAGAAGAACGAGGGCAUUCUAGACGACCUGACCAUGGAGAUUCUUCGGGUACUGUCGAGCACAGAUAUUGAUGUGCGCAGAAAGGCGCUCGGCAUCGCCUUGGAUAUGGUUUCGAGCAGAAAUGUCGAAGAGGUGGUACUUCUCCUCAAGAAGGAGCUUUCAAAGACCGUGGAUCAAGAAUACGAGAAGAACACGGAAUAUCGCUCGCUUCUCAUUCACUCGAUUCACCAAUGCGCCAUCAAGUUUUCGGAGAUAGCUGCGAGCGUAGUGGAUCUCUUGAUGGAUUUCAUCGCAGACUUCAACAAUGCUUCCGCCGUCGACGUCAUCAACUUUGUCAAGGAAGUCGUGGAGAAGUUCCCUGCCCUGCGGAAAACGAUCGUGGAGCGACUCGUCUCGACUCUCGGCGAGGUUCGCGCAGGCAAGGUGUACCGAGGAAUCAUGUGGAUCAUUGGCGAGUAUUCCCUGGACGAGGCAGACAUUCGGGAUGCGUGGAAGCGGAUACGAGCCAGCCUUGGCGAGAUCCCCAUCCUCGCCUCGGAGCAGCGGCUACUGGAGGAACACGACAGCGACAAAGUCGACGAACAGGUCAACGGCAGUUCGAAGCCGGCGGCGCCAAGCGGCUCACGCAAGGUACUCGCGGACGGCACAUAUGCCACCGAAACGGCGCUCACUAGUCAAUCAUCGGCUACCGCCAAGUUGGAAGCCGUCAAGGCCGCUCAAAAACCACCGUUGCGACAGCUGAUCCUCGACGGAGACUACUAUUUGGCCACAGUCCUGGUGUCAACCCUGGUGAAGCUGGUCAUGCGACAUUCUGAGAUCUCCGCUGACAAGGCACGGACGAAUGCACUGAGGGCCGAAGCCAUGCUCAUCAUGAUCUCUAUACUCCGCGUCGGACAAUCUCAGUUUGUCAAGGCGCCCAUUGACGAAGACUCUGUUGAUCGCAUCAUGUCAUGCGUGCGCUCUCUGGCAAACUUCAACGAGAAGAAGGAGCUGGCGACCGUAUGGCUGGACGAUACGAGGAAGGCAUUCCGGGCCAUGGUUCAGGUGGAAGAGAAGAAGCGGGCUGCCAAGGAGGCGUACGAGAAGGCGAAGACGGCCAUUCAAGUCGACGAUGUCGUUCAGAUCCGACAGCUCUCCAAGAAGAACGUUGGUGACGGUUUUGACGAGAUCGAGGUGGACUUGGAGAGGGCAACUGGCGGCGAGUCGACCACCGAGGACCUUUCGUCCAAGCUCAGCCGCGUCGUCCAGUUGACUGGCUUCUCGGACCCCGUGUACGCCGAAGCGUAUGUCAAGGUUCAUCAGUUCGACAUCGUCCUUGACGUGCUCCUUGUCAACCAGACAACCGAGACUUUGCAGAACCUGUCCGUCGAGUUUGCAACGCUCGGUGACCUCAAGGUCGUGGAGCGGCCAACGACGCAGAACCUGGGAGCGCACGACUUCCACAAUGUCCAGUGCACCAUCAAGGUCUCGUCAACAGAUACGGGUGUCAUUUUCGGCAACGUGGUGUACGACGGGGCCCACUCGACUGACACCAAUGUCGUCAUCCUGAACGAUUUGCAUGUCGACAUCAUGGAUUACAUUCAGCCGGCCACUUGCACGGAAACCCAGUUCCGUACCAUGUGGACCGAGUUUGAGUGGGAAAACAAGGUCAACAUCAACUCCAAGGCCAAGUCGCUGCGGAAUUUCCUGGAUCAGCUGAUGGCGUGUACCAACAUGAGCUGCCUCACCCCCGAGGCAAGCCUAAAGGGAGACUGCCAGUUCCUGAGCGCCAACUUGUAUGCCCGUAGUGUGUUUGGCGAGGACGCGCUCGCCAACCUGAGUAUCGAGAAAGAAGGAGAGGACGGGCCAAUCACGGGUUUCGUCAGGAUCAGGAGCAGGUCGCAAGGCUUGGCCCUGAGCCUUGGCUCCCUCAAGGGGUUGAACAAGAUUGGCUCGCAGUAG
Messenger RNA from Hirsutella rhossiliensis, 2868 nucleotides. Its product is annotated as coatomer beta subunit appendage platform domain-containing protein. Gene Ontology annotation, molecular function: structural molecule activity. Gene Ontology annotation, biological process: intracellular protein transport; intra-Golgi vesicle-mediated transport; endoplasmic reticulum to Golgi vesicle-mediated transport. The transcript has 4 exons. Gene Ontology annotation, cellular component: cytoplasm; COPI vesicle coat. The record is from RefSeq and is a predicted model, not a curated record. Bases 1 to 2868 code for a protein of 955 amino acids. NCBI's taxonomy places the organism in Eukaryota, Fungi, Ascomycota, Sordariomycetes, Hypocreales, Ophiocordycipitaceae.